AAUUUUGUGCAUCCAGCUCUCGCCUCUGUCGCUCUCUUCGCCAUGCUCAGCUUCUCCACCGGUGUCUCGACGACCUUCGCUGGCGCUUCGCUCCGCACCGCGCCUCUCUCGCGCACCCUUCCUGCAAAGAUGGAGCUCUCGUGGACCGAGUACGAUGGGGCCAAGUGGGAUCCGCUCAAGCUCGCAAAGACGCCCGAGAAGUUUGAGAAGCUGAGGUACGUGGAGCUCAAGCACGGCCGCAUCGCGAUGCUCGCCUUCCUCGGCCACGCUGCCGCCGCCGGCGCCCACCUCCCGGGCAAGCUCGCCGGCGACCUCGCAUUCGCCGACAUGCCCAAGACGGGCUUCGCGGCGCUGGCGGCGACGCCGCCGCUCGGGCUGCUGCAGAUGUUCCUCUUCGUGGGCUUCCUGGAGCUCAAGGUGUGCAAGGACGUGACCGGCACGGGCGAGUUUCCGGGCGACUUCCGCAACGGCGUGGACAACGGCGCCUGGGACUCCUUCACCCCGCAGCAGAAGCUCGAGAAGCGGUCGAAGGAGUUGAACAACGGCCGUGCCGCUAUGAUGGGCAUCCUCGGGCUCAUGGUGCACGAGAACUUGGCCGGCCCCGCGUAUGUGGCCAACGAGUACUUUGGCCUGCCCGCCCCCUUCUGAAGGCCGGAGCCCCGUCCCGCUCGGGGGGGGGGGGGGCAGAGGCCGGACUCUGUGAGCUUCCGGACGAUGGACGCCUUCUUCAGUCUUUUACCCUGUGCCCGGCGCCUGUGGGGUUAGAAGAUUGCUGACGGCGCGCCCCCCCCUUUUUCCCUCGCUCUGCGCGUCACCGAUCACCGUAACGAGGUGCCGGUGCACGGUGCUGUGUGUUGUGACUUGUGUGGUCCUGACAAUCCACGACCUACACGUGAAUCUACAAGUC
Emiliania huxleyi CCMP1516 is the source of this 907-nucleotide messenger RNA. RefSeq names its product light harvesting protein. NCBI's taxonomy places the organism in Eukaryota, Haptophyta, Isochrysidales, Noelaerhabdaceae. Gene Ontology annotation, cellular component: membrane. The coding region runs from base 43 to 648 and encodes 201 amino acids. The record is from RefSeq and is a predicted model, not a curated record. The transcript has 4 exons. Gene Ontology annotation, biological process: response to light stimulus; photosynthesis, light harvesting in photosystem I.